Molecule: messenger RNA, 1119 nt
Organism: Acytostelium subglobosum LB1
Lineage: Eukaryota; Evosea; Eumycetozoa; Acytosteliales; Acytosteliaceae
Exons: 3
Coding region: 1-1119 (372 amino acids)
Source: RefSeq, a predicted model, not a curated record
AUGAACUCACAGAGAUUGGUCACAUCGUUGGGCAACAUUGCUCUUCGUCUGAGCAACACGGCAACACCAUCAACAACAUCAAGAGUUGUGUUGCAAUCAUAUUAUAACUAUUACUCAAUCUCUUUGUUAAACAACAACAACAAUAGAGCACCUGGACCUGCUCCAGUGCAGGGCGAGGAAAACGAGUUUGACUUGGACGAGUUCGAGGAGGAGUUUGGCGAUGAGGAGGGAGGACCCGUGCCCAAGGAGGACCAGAUGGAGAUGGAUAUGGACGACGAUGAUGACUAUGGCAACGAGGGAGCAGACGAAGAGGGCGCACCAGUCGAGGGAAAGGAGUACUCGGAGGUGGAGGUCAACGAGCUGAUCGGUCAGACACAGACCGAGAUCUAUCGUCAUCUGCUCGACUGUCCCAAGCCACUAGACUCUGAGGUCAAGAUGAAGAUCUAUAGGAAGUGGCAAGAGGAUCCCAAAUACUAUAAUACAAAGAGGCUAUCUGAUUUGUUCAAGAUACAUAGAGGAAGAAUUGCUGCAAUCAUUAGAUUCCAACAGAUAUAUGAACAGGAGGUAGCAGCUGGCAAUAGAGUGUUUGAUGACUUGGAGACAGACAUUGCUAAACUGCUGGGCACACGUAUGCAGGACGAAUACUUGGGCGAGGAAGACGACCACUCGGACAAGUUCUUCUUUGUUGAUGGAAAGACAGACGAGCUCGCAUUGGAGGAGAAUGAUAAGAACAAUAGUGGCAAGCGCCCGGCCCCAUUGCACGAGGUGCCCACCGUGAUCCCCAAGAGCUUCCCCGAGAAGCCCGUCUACUUCCGCGGACCCACUCUGUCGAGGCCCAAGCGCAAGAAUCUCAUCUUCAUCGACAACAGUCGCGAUCCAUUCACCAACAGGGCCAACCGCGACCCAAUGAUGCUCAUCAAUGGCAUUGAUGGCUCACUGCGCACACCAUCCACAAGCGAGCGUAAGCUCAUCCUGGAUCACAUUCGCAAGCCCAAGGUGUCUCGCGAUCCCGAUGCACUAUUGAAGCGUCCACUCAAGUACAAGGUCAAUACGCCAGGUGGCGGCGCUGCCUCAGCAGCACCAUCAUCAGCACCAGCACAGAGCGAGCAACAACAAUAG